GGUACACCGCACACCCACCUACGCACCUGCAGUUUUCCAGUGCCGCAGGCACGGACUGCGCCCCUGUCGCCGGACGUUGCACGGCGGGGCGUCGCGAGGGGACUGGCUGGAUACGCCCGCUACGACGCGCCCAGAGGAGGUGGUGGCGGGCGAGUCGAGGGGGUGGUGAUGAUACACACGUUGGAGCGGAUGGCUCGCAGCUUGUCACCGGACAAUCAGUGCGAUCAUGCUCUGCCGGUGGAGCAGCCCUCGCACGUCGCGCUUGGGGGCCCUGGACACGAGCGGGCAGCUGCUUCGGGGCGAUAGGCGGGCGCUGUGGGAUGGCUGCAGCGGGUGCAUGAGGCCGGACGCGUGAGAGGGACGAGGAGGGGGAGGACGUGCGCGGAGGAGGGGUGCGCGGUGAGUGGGCCGGAGACAGGAGCCGUAGGGGGACCCCGUGGCACCGCGUGUGGAAGAGGGAUGCCGACCGAGUCGAGGGAGGAUGGAGCCGUUGCGGCGCGUCGCGAUGUCUUCAUCUGAGAAGGACCCCCAUUUUUGUGCCCCCGCCUACGGUCCAGCGCAGGAGCCACGGCCGCACGCUUGCCGAGCCUCUUCAUAAACUCCCUGAUAGCGCUCGAACGCUAUAUCCACCCUCCGUUCCGUCCUCUUCUGCCGUCCAGUCUCCGCCGUCCCCGGAUCCUUCGCGCUGCAUAUACACGUCUGCUCGUCGUCCGCUCGCGUCCUUAGUCUCUGCUCGACCUACCGUCACUACACACGUCUGCCCGCUUCGGAAGCCACAUCCGACCUGUAAAACUCACCAUCAUGCUCGCCACACCAUCGACGAUGCCCCCCGUGGCCACCCCGAGCCAUCACGUCGAGGACGCGGAUGCGGACCCGUUCGUGCUGUACGCGCGCUCCCUGCACGACUACACGCUCCGUCUUUGGACGGAGUCGAGGAGAAUCGCGGAGGAAAAGUCCCGUAUCCGAGCUGCCGCCGGCGGCCCCGCCACCAAAGCCAAGGCCGAUCUCGAUGGCGAGGACAAGCCGACGACGGUGCCGCCGGUUAAGGCCUGACGGCGUUUCGUACGCGCUGGUCGAGGAUAGAUGGUGGAUGUUGAGGGGGGGUCGGGAUGCGAGCCUGCUGCCGACAUGGCCGACCUGCUGCCGAGCCAGCGCCGUUCGCGGCGGUCUCCCCUCUUCGAUGAUUUCUUAUUCGCGUUCCCGUUCCCGUUGUCUCGCUUUCUGCUGACGCUCUCUAUGUGCCUGUAUAGUAUUUUUGCAUGAUCAGUAUCGAUAUUUGCCAUCCACCUACUACUCCCUCACCACCCUAUACUUCCGUAGUACUCGUGCACCCUCGGGACGCACCAGGCGUUAUGCUUUCCACUGGGCUUUGGUGGUGUUGUCAGUACGUCCUGUAUAUCUCGAAUCAAUCGUAUUU
This is a messenger RNA of Trametes versicolor FP-101664 SS1, 1417 nucleotides long. RefSeq lists its product as uncharacterized. NCBI's taxonomy places the organism in Eukaryota, Fungi, Basidiomycota, Agaricomycetes, Polyporales, Polyporaceae. The record is from RefSeq and is a predicted model, not a curated record. The coding region runs from base 802 to 1053 and encodes 83 amino acids. The transcript has 2 exons.